AUGGAGACCCUCGGGAGUGGAUGGCUGUCACACAGGCUUGUGCUGUGCUGUGCCUUUUGGGGACUCUGCCUGGCCUCUCCAGACUACGAUGAUUACUCUCAGAACAGCACCAACGAGCAGGUAACGACACCAGAGAUCACACCGUGUCCCCGAGCCAUCCCUGGGGAAAAGGCAACCAUAAACAACGUCACGUACCUGUUGAUACACGAGGCCACACGCUCUCAGCUGGGCAGCGUGGUCACAGUGCGGCUCAUCCCCUGCCUCUACACCCUCGUCUUCCUGGUGGGACUGCCUUCAAACGGGCUGGCCCUGUGGGUCCUGGCCACCAGGGCUGAGAAGCUGACCUCCACUGUCUUUCUGAUGAACUUGGCUGCAGCAGACCUGCUGCUCACAUUGGUGCUGCCCUUCAAGAUUUUCUACUAUUUCCUGGGGAACAACUGGCCCUUUGGGGAAGGCCUGUGCCGGCUCACCACAGCUUUCUUCUAUGGGAACAUGUACUGCUCAGUGCUGCUGCUCACAUGCAUCAGCGUCGACCGGUAUCUGGCUGUGGUGCAUCCUUUCUUUUCACGCUCUUUCCGCACUCCUGCCUUUGCUGCCUGCACCUGCACUGCCAUCUGGCUCUGUGCUGCCGUCCUCACCCUGCCCCUGACUCUGCAGCAGCAGUCGUAUCCCCUGUAUGAAGCAGAUGUCACUCUCUGCCACGAUGUUCUCCCCAGGCACGAGGAUGACGGCUAUUACUUCUACUACUUCAUCUGCCUGAUUGCCUGUGCUUUCCUCGCGCCGCUGGUGGUGAUGCUGUUCAGCUACUGCUCAGUAUUGCGAGCCCUCCUGGAGAGUGGGAAGCGGUACUCCUACUCUAUGAAGCUCACAGCUCUCGUGCUGUUCACACUUGUGGCCUUCUACACACCCAGCAACGUUCUCCUCCUUGUUCAUUACUCCAGCUAUAACUCCAAGCUGCACGGCAACCUGUAUAUCAGCUACAUGGUGAGCCUGGCCAUCAGUACCUUUAACAGCUGUGCGGAUCCCUUUGUCUAUUACUAUGUUUCUGAAGACUUCCGGGAUAAGGUGAGAAGAAGAUUCUUCAGUCACAGAAAACAAAACACCACAUCCCUAAAAACCUCCAAGGAAACGCUCCCUCAAAAAAGUUCCAAAGAUUCACUGGUGUAAGCCUCCAUUCCUGCUCCCUGCUCCCAAGGCACUCACAACAUACAUUGGGGAUGAGAUGAAGACAACACUGGGAUCCCGCAAGUUUCAUCCAGAGCAGCGAGCAGUAUUUCCCAGGAGACAGGUCCCUUCUGCUGUCUGCAUAGCUAAAAUUGAAUAAACCUGGGCCACAGGAUUCCUUGAGAGGUGCGGAGUCCAGACAAGAUGUGGCGUGCUGAACACGUAUAGAUCUGUUACUGGGACACUGCAUGCAACUUCUCAUCUGGUCACAUAUUGCCAGGGAUGCUCU
Messenger RNA from Gymnogyps californianus (California condor), 1453 nucleotides. It is a transcript of the gene F2RL3, whose product is annotated as F2R like thrombin or trypsin receptor 3. Gene Ontology annotation, biological process: positive regulation of Rho protein signal transduction; blood coagulation; phospholipase C-activating G protein-coupled receptor signaling pathway. The coding region runs from base 1 to 1167 and encodes 388 amino acids. Lineage: Eukaryota; Metazoa; Chordata; Aves; Accipitriformes; Cathartidae. Gene Ontology annotation, molecular function: thrombin-activated receptor activity. The record is from RefSeq and is a predicted model, not a curated record. Gene Ontology annotation, cellular component: membrane. The transcript has 2 exons.